AUGCAGAACAUGGGCAAGAGCGUCAUGAGGUAAGUCACAUCCCGCUCACCCCUCCGCACGGCCCUCGACGACUGUUGCGAUCUGGCGACCGGGAAACUCACUCGCUGCCGGUCACGCCUCACAGGGUGGCCAAGAACUCGAUCAAGGGCUUCACCGACGCGCAGACCAAAGUGCGCGAUGCGACCUCCAACGAUCCCUGGGGACCGUCGGGUACUCAGUAAGUUUGCCUGCCCAAACGAUCGUGGCCCGUGGCGAUGGCGAUGGCCGGAUUGGUCUUAUUGAGCCGCUCCGGACCGUCUCCGGACACGGUCGAGUCGACCGGCAAGUACUGACGGCCGCUUAUCGUUGGCGUGACCCACAGGAUGAGUGAGAUCGCGGUCUUGACAUUCAAUGCGUGAGUAUGAUGCGUGCUCCCUCUUUGGCCUCAUCCGGUGGGGUCUGUAGUGCUUGUCACCGCCCGGCCCCUGUCGGACGAGGAGGACGGUCUGACACUCAGCCACGGCAGACUACUGCGAUCCGCGAAGCCGAGAGCUGACCAGUCUCAAACGUCGUCACCUCGAUUUGCACAGUAACGACUUUGUCGAGAUCAUCGAGAUGCUCGACAAGCGACUCAACGACAAGGGCAAGAACUGGCGCCACGUCUUCAAGUCGUUGACCCUGCUCGACUACAUCCUGCACAAUGGAAGCGAGAACGUCGUGCAGUACUUUAGGUGAGUUGAGGUCCAGUUCGCUGGAGUGCGUGGGCAUUUCCUACAGAGAACUGGUGUAGUGUAGACGACGUUGUGCAGUACCGGCCUCGUAGCGGCGUUCACCUAUCUCCUCUCGACUCCAUGACAUCAUUGCGUACGCGUGCUCACACUCGCACCGCACCUUGUUCACAGGGAGAAUCUUUACAUUGUCAAGACACUGAAAGAGUUCCAGUACAUCGACGAGUUUGGCAAGGAUCAGGGAGCGAACGGUGCGUUGACACCCCCACAUCGCAGAAUGCAGAAAUGACGCGGUCGCAGACUCAUAAAGAAUUCGCUCGAUCGUCUUGGCUACGUGCAGUUCGACAAAAGGCCAAAGAUAUCACAAACCUGCUGUUGGACGAGCGACGAAUGAAAUCGCAACGCGCAACCCGACGUGACAUGCGUGACCGCAUGUCCGGAGCCGAAACCCGGCCCAAAUCGACCGAAGCGCGACCUGAUCGAUCCGGAGCGCGUUCUGGCGAUGGAGAUCUUGAGGCUGCGAUUGCUGCGAGUAAGCGAUCUGCCGAGGAGGAGGCCAAGAGGAGUCAGGCCGACAACGAUCUGGAAGAGGCGAUGAGGCUGAGUCGAGAAGAAGAUGAGAGGCGGAGAAGGGAACUAGCCCAGAGCGGGAGCGAUGGACUGUUUGAUGAGCAACGGCAGUACGUUCUGCUCCACACAUGGGCUUUGAUUUUCUCGAAAGGAAUUUGAUCGAGGCUCCUGAUGAAUUUUUAGAAACCAAAACAACCUUAUCGAUAUCGACGCCCAACCUCAACAACCGAUGCAGACGGGGUGGGCGAGCUUCAAUCCCUAUGCGGCGCAACAGCAAGCCAUGCUGGAGGAACAGAUGCGCCAAGCCCAGAUGAUGGAGCUGCAGCGUCAGGUGAGUGAUGGGCUUCCGGUGUUGAACGUAGCGACCUGGACGAGAAUAGGCUGACGUUAAAGCCUUCGUUCUCGCCCCUUGCGCACAGCAACAAGAACAGCAGCAAUACCUAUACGCCCAACAACAAGCUCAACUGCAGGCACAAUACGCACAACAGCAACAACAAGAGGAGUACAUGCGCCAACAGCAGUACAUGUAUCAGCAGCAGAUGGCGCAGCAACAGCAGGCACUUCAGCCCCAGCCGACUGCGUUCGGUGCCAACAACCCUUUCGCCGCUUUCGCCGCUCCGCCUCAGCAGCAACAGCAACCUCAAACGACUUUCAACGACAACAUCGCCACUCCGACACCCCCGCGACAGCCCAGUCCGCCGCCUGCGCUGCACCCGCAACAGACGGCGCAACCGGCCCGACAGCGGCCACAGAAGGACGACGGCAAGCACGCCCAGCUCGCCCAGCUGCUCGCAGGUGGCCGAGAAGAUGGCUUGGACACGUUCGGCAACAUUGGCAAUAUGCGUAUCCCAGUGUGAGUGUACAGUUAUCGUAUAUGCACCAAACCUUCGUUGUCGUACUGAUCGUGCAAGAGUUCAUCUUCGCUUGGUCUAGUGGAGCCCAAUUCGCGACUCGAACAGGGGGUCUCGUUCAAGCGCAACCGACUGGAUUGGCCCGACCAAACCCGUUCAACAUCUCUCAAAACCCGACUCAGAAUCAACAGGUAUGUACUUUGAGCCCCUAGCAGUCCACCUGUCGCAGCAACAGCCCGUAUUGCGAGACUGACUAGUGAAACCCCAACCCCGAUUGCUCCCGACAGAAGGAUCAACCGUUCUUUACGAUCUGA
Messenger RNA from Microbotryum saponariae, 2442 nucleotides. The record is from the annotation of a GenBank genome assembly. NCBI's taxonomy places the organism in Eukaryota, Fungi, Basidiomycota, Microbotryomycetes, Microbotryales, Microbotryaceae.